UAUUCAGUUAGUUUUUGCAAUUCAUUUGAGUAAGACGUACUUAAAAAAGCUAUGAGCGACAAUACUUUCAAUAAAGAUGAACUUGAAGCUCCUGGAUGGAUGAAUAAAUCGUUUUUUGAAGGAGUUUUGAAAAAAUGUGAAAAUACUGAUGUGAUUGUGGUCAAUGAUAUUAAAAUGUCACCAGCAACUGCUAAAGGUGACCACUAUGCCAGUGUUAUGUUUCGAGCAACCUUAGGCUUUGAUUCGAAAACCACAAAGGGAUUGACGAAAUCUUUAAUUAUUAAAACUAUGCCUCAAGUUGAAGGACAUAAGAUGGAUUUGUUGAAAGAAUCGUUUGUUUUUGAAACUGAAAUUUCCAUGUAUUCAAAAACGAUCCCUAUGUUCGAAGCAGAAUUAAGGAAAAUCGGUGAUAACACAGUUUUGGGGGCUAAAGUUUUGUUCCACUCACUCACACCACACAAAUGUAUUAUAUUUGAGGACAUUGUUCCAUUGGGCUAUCAGACGUUAAAAUUAAGAAUGGCUGACUUUGAGGAUUCGAAAGCUGCUCUGUUGAAGUUGUCAAAAUGGCAUGCGGUUAGCUAUAAACUAGCUGCAGAGGGUGACACAUCUUUGACUGAUUAUAAACGGGGGAUAUUCAGUCUAAAAGAGUUCGAAUCCAGUUCUAUUGUUAAAAAUGGAAUGAAGGAAUUCAUUGCCAAAUGUGCAACAGUUGAUGAACUCAAACAGUAUGUCCCCAAACUUCAAGUUAUAGAAAAGGAUUUACUGAAUAAUUGUCACAAAUCUUUCGAAACUUAUCGACAGUUAAAUGCAGAAGGGAUUUUCGUUUUAUCCCAUGGAGAUUUUCAUAGCAAAAAUAUGAUGUUCAAGAAAAAUAGCAGAGGUGAAACAGAAGAUGUGAUAUUGGUUGAUUUUCAACUUUGCUAUUUUGGACCAGCAAUUUUGGAUGUCAUUUAUGGAUUAUACAUGCUUACAAAUGAAGAUGUUCGUCAACAUCAUCGUGACGAAUUUUUUAAUUUUUAUUCUUCGAAUUUUAUAGAGACUUUAAAGAAACUGCAAUUUCGCGGUCAUAUUCCGAAAAUUUCAGACUUUUUUAUGGAUAUUCUUCGUCAUAGACAUUGGGAAUUGUUUUUAAUGUCAACAUUUUUACCACUGUGGUAUGCUUUCGAUUGCAAAGGAAUGGAUCCUGAAGAACUUUUAACUUCUGAAGACGCUUGUAAAAAUCUCUUUAAGAAUGAUGCUUAUAUCGAAGAGGUCAAACGACUGCUUCCAAUGAUGUUUCAUCGCGGAUAUUUAGAAUGAGGUUAAACAUUUAAUUUUGUUGUUACUUGUGUUAUUUUGUUUGAAAUAAUUUAAAAGAUGUGCAAGUUUUAAAGUGGACUCAUGUAAAAUAAAGUAUAUAAAUAUACAAA
Molecule: messenger RNA, 1409 nt
Organism: Eupeodes corollae
Lineage: Eukaryota; Metazoa; Arthropoda; Insecta; Diptera; Syrphidae
Exons: 6
Coding region: 52-1299 (415 amino acids)
Source: RefSeq, a predicted model, not a curated record